CUGAAAUAUUCAAAGUUAGGCAGUUGGCUUCUCCAUCUACCAACCAAUCCUCCCCUUACGUUGAUACGAAGUAUAUGAUAAGUAUACAAAAUGAGCCUUUAAGGAAAAAGUGGAGUUUUAAGGCAGCAAUCUCUGCCUCUGUGGGUCUGGAACUGAUCAUCUGGUAUCAGAAACUUAGGGUUCAAAAUGAAGUCAACUAUGGUUAAGGCAAGCAUAGUUGUGUUGGUGGUAGGAGGGAUUUUGGGAUGGGCGUAUCAGUCACUGAAUCCACCGCCACCCAAGAUCUGCGGUUCUCCCGGGGGGCCACCAAUCACAGGGCCAAGAAUCAAGCUCAGGGAUGGCAGGUUCUUAGCUUACAAGGAGCAUGGUGCACCCAAGCACACCGCCAAGUUCAAGGUCAUCCUUGUUCAUGGCUUUGGCUCUUGCAGGCAUGAGGCAUCCAUUGCUGCCUCGAAAGCCGCUGAGGAAUUGGAGGUGUACUUUGUGUCUUUCGACAGGCCAGGAUAUGGAGAGAGUGAUCCUGACCCGAACCGUACCAUAAGAAGUACUGCUCUGGAUAUAGAAGAGCUUGGUGAUCAAUUGGGACUUGGAUCCAAAUUUUAUGUGUUGGGGUUCUCCAUGGGUGGGCAGGUUGUUUGGGGAUGCUUGAAGUACAUCCCUCACAGGCUAGCAGGAGCAGGACUAAGUGCACCAGUGGUGAAUUACUGGUGGGCGGGAUUUCCAGCGAAUAUAUCAGCAGAAGCAUACCGUAAGGAGUACCCGGAAGACCAGUGGGCAAUUUGGGUAGCACACCACGCCCCUUGGCUUGUGUACUGGUGGAACACCCAAACCUGGUUUCCCUACUCUAGUGUCAUUGCUGGAAAACACAAGAUAUCUCCCCGAGACCGGGAAGUCAUAACCAACCUUUUCCGGUUGAAAAAAAAUUACAAGGAAUAUGCAAUACAACAAGGAAGGUUCGAGUCCAUCCAUCAGGACAUGAUUGUUGGUUUUGGGAAAUGGGAAUUUGAUCCAAUGGGUCUAAGUAACCCUUUCCCCGACGGGGAAGGCUCUGUUCAUCUGUGGCAUGGUGAUGAAGAUGGGCUCGUGCCGGUCACACUGCAGCGUUACAUUGCCGGAAAACUCCCGUGGAUAAAGUAUCACGAAGUUCCACAAGGCGGGCAUCUGUUUCCUUUUGAAGAGGGUAUGAAAGAAGCUAUUCUUAAGACACUCUUGACAGGAGAGAAGUGAGAUCAAACAGUAGUUAUAUCUAUAUCUCUAUGCAAUGCCUGUUAUGUAUGUAUAUAGAUCCAUCUGUCCCCAUUUAAAGUUGUAUUCAUUUUAGGAAAGUUCCUAAUUUGUUUCCUUAUUACGGAGUAUUUGAUACAAUAUCAUCUCUUAAAACUAAUGCCCCCAAAUAACAUAAAUUAUGUAGUGCCAAACAAUGGCAAACAAUACACUUUACAAUUAAUAUUUACUUUGAGC
Molecule: messenger RNA, 1461 nt
Organism: Cuscuta europaea
Lineage: Eukaryota; Viridiplantae; Streptophyta; Magnoliopsida; Solanales; Convolvulaceae
Source: the annotation of a GenBank genome assembly